This is a messenger RNA of Meloidogyne enterolobii, 541 nucleotides long. The record is from the annotation of a GenBank genome assembly. NCBI's taxonomy places the organism in Eukaryota, Metazoa, Nematoda, Chromadorea, Rhabditida, Meloidogynidae.
UUUUAGAAGAAAAUUUCUUUAUAUGAAAAGGCUAAAUAAUAUUUUCCUCAACUUUUUUAAUAAAAUGUCAACAAAAAAUUCGCCCAAAUCUGCUUUUGAAAAAUUGGGAUUAAAUAAAAAUCCAAAAGAAGUAACAGAAGAGGAAUGGAAAAAAGUAUUGACUCCGGAACAAUUUGAAAUUACGAGGAAAGCUGGGACGGAACUCGCAUUCACUGGAAAAUAUGAUAAACAUUUUAUUUCUGGUGGAAAGUAUGUUUGUAUUUGUUGUGGCGCUGAUUUGUUUGUGUCAGAGAAUAAAUUUAAUUCGGGUUGUGGUUGGCCAGCAUUUUCAAAAUCAAUAGAAGCUGAUAAAAAUAUUACUCGAUUGCCUGAUCAUUCUUUUGGACGAAUUAGGACAGAAGUUCGAUGUUCCGUCUGCAAUGCACAUUUGGGACACGUUUUUGAUGAUGGACCUCAAAAAGAUGGCGGUGAACGUUAUUGCAUUAAUAGUGAAUCUAUUGACUUUGUUGGAUCUGAUGAUAAAAAGGAAGGGGAAAAUUGA